AUGGAAGGAAUUUUAUGGAAAUGGACAAAUUACUGGAACGGUAAGCGGUUUCGUUAUACUAAUAAAAUUAGUUCAUAUAACAACAUUACAAUUGUUGCAGGUUGGCAAACAAGAUGGUUUGUGUUAGAGAACGGUAUUUUAUCUUAUUAUAAAUCACAAGAGGAAGUGAUUCAAGGAUGUAAAGGAUCAGUGAAAGUAUCAGUUUGUCAAAUAAAUGUCAAUAAUAUUGAUACUACUCGUCUGGAUUUGGUCAUACCUGGUCAGCAACAUAUGUAUUUAAGAGCGCCUUCUCCUCAAGAUAGGCAAAAAUGGCUUGUUGCACUAGGUAGUGCUAAGGCAUGUGUAGACUCCCAAAUUGACGUACUUGCUGCUGGUUUUGAUAAUUCUAUAGGCCAUAAAAAAUCAGAAUUACGACUCUAUUGUGAUCUGAUGAUGCAGCAAGUACAUGCUAUAAAAAGUGCUGCUUCUACUGAACACCCUGAAAUUCAGAAAAUUGAAGAUGCAUCAAGUCUUUUAGCAGCAACCUGUGACACUUUUAUUAGAACACUUGAAGACAUAAUGAAACUUGCAAGCACUAGUGGCACUACAGGAAAUGUUGCACCAUAUGAAAUGCCUGUACCUAACUUAAAUAAAACAAAUAGUUCAAACAAAAUACAGACUGCUAAUAGGAAUCCAAAGUCAAGUUUAAAUAGGUUACAUCACUCGGAAUACCACCUACACUGGUAUAAAUUGCGAGGAAGCUCCUACAAGAAGGAUACUGGACUCUCUGCUACUUAUCUUGGCUACUUGUCGCGUAGGUUGGGUGUUGUUUGCAUCCUUUAA
This is a messenger RNA of Parnassius apollo (apollo), 822 nucleotides long. Lineage: Eukaryota; Metazoa; Arthropoda; Insecta; Lepidoptera; Papilionidae. The record is from the annotation of a GenBank genome assembly.